CUUUGCUCCUGCUUCCAGGGCGUAGGAGUGAAUAAAUUUUCUUUUAAGCGAAUUCUUUAAAGCAAAUGAUUAGUUAGUAAGCCGGGAGUGUGUGCUUAAGGUUCCUAGUGGAAAUAUCUCAAAAAGUGUGGUUUUCACCAGCAAAAACGAAAGUGUUUCAGUGUGUCUUUGUUCUCUGGCGAAUUUUUGUGGUUAGACAGGGACAUUUUCCAAUUAGUGGGGAGAACUCAAAUUUAAAAAUCAUGCUACCAUUAUGUAUGCUUUACAGGACUUUAGCGACGCCUUAAAGUAGGCAAAGUGAAAAUGAAAACACCCACACAAUUGAAAAAUCAAUAAUCACAUUCGGUGUUUGUGUGGGUGGCUAGGUGGGAGGGAGGCUUGUACGUGUUCGUGUGUGUGUACUACGAUUAAAUGCCGGCGCGUAGUAUCGGCCGAGUGGCACAAUAACAACAAAACGUGCGAGAGCAAAGGAUACGAUUAAUACAAGUGUAAACAAAGAGAACGAGAGCUUUACAGUUGCGUUCGAUAGGAAAGUAACGAACGGAAGAAGAAGAUUCAAAUUCCUCACCCCUCCUAUUAGCAAGGAGCAGGCACAAUCAUCAGCAUUAGACGUCUUCCGAAUGCCAAUCUGCUUUUUGUGAGCACCAUGCAGACGCUGCGCAAGAAAACGAGUCCUUGUAAAUAUCGCAAUGAUCCGGGACGAUUUUUCGGCGAUGGCGUUCAAUUCAAGGCCAAACUCAUUGGAAUAUUGGAAGUGGGCGAGGCCCGGGGCGAUCGUAUGUGCCAGGAGGCGUUGCAGGACCUCAAGAUGGCCAUCCGUGCGGCGGGGGAGCACAAGCAGCGGAUAACCAUCCAUGUGACGAUCGACGGGCUGAGGCUGCGGGACGAGAAAACAGGCGACUCGCUGUAUCACCAUCCGGUGCACAAGAUAUCCUUCAUCGCCCAGGACAUGACCGAUUCGCGGGCCUUCGGCUACAUCUUUGGCUCGCCGGACAGCGGGCAUCGGUUCUUUGGCAUCAAGACGGACAAGGCGGCCAGCCAGGUGGUGCUGGCCAUGCGCGACCUCUUUCAGGUUGUCUUCGAGCUGAAGAAGAAGGAGAUCGAGAUGGCCCGCCAGCAGAUCCAGGGCAAGUCCCUGCAUGAGCACGCCAGCCAGCUGGCCUCCUUAUCCGCACUGAGAGCUGGAGCAGCGGGUCAUGCAGAUCUCGCCAGUGGCGGCCACUCCCUCACCCUGAGCUCCCUCUGCGGUCAGGAUGCCUACUCGAAUGGAACCGCGCGGCUGGGCGUCAAUCUGGACGUGGCCAAGACCUCGGGAGCAGCAGCCAAAGAAAUCUCUCCCGAAUCUGUGGCGGAUCUGGUGGAUCUGGAGCAGGAGUUGACCUCCCUGCAGCGCGGCAUCACCCAAAUGGAGAGGAUUACGCCCAGCGAGCCGGGCAUGCACCAUCCCUCCAGCGGCGGAGGUGGCGUCGUCGGCGGCGGGCAUCCCGGCAGCCUGGCCAAAUCCGCCAGCGAGGACGAUCCCUUCGGGGACUCCUUCAUCUGUGUGCCAUCGUACAGCAUCUUGCCGCCGCCGCCCGAAUCGGGCCGCAACCGACACAAGCCCCAGAAGACACCCGAGUCUGCUGCCGCUCUGGAUGCCAUCCUCUCGCCUCCUCCUGCCGGGGUGCGUUCCUCCCCAGCCCCGGGCGUUGCCAGUCAGGCCUCUGGCGUGGACAAUGACGACGACAGCUGGCUGCACGAGUUGGACCAGCAGAACGAUGUCUUUGACACCACCAAUGUGGUGGCCGCUGUCCUGUCGAUGGCUCCUCUGGCGGCCAGCGAAUCCACGGCCACGCCCACGCAACAGUUGACGGAAAUGUCCGCUACGGCAGCUGCAUCUCUGGCGGAUCUCGACAUGGGCGGACUGGCGGGCCUUACGGCCACAGCAACAGCAGAGGAGCCAGCAAUCAUGUCGCUGGAACCGCUGCCGUCCUCCAUCAACGCGACGACGACGCUGGAGGAUCGUCAGGAGACGGCGAAUCCGGUGCUGCUGCCCCGCGACACCGAUCCCUUCUCGCCGACGCGCAAGAAGAGCGACCCGGAUCCCUUCCAGGAGGGUGAUCUCUUCGCCAAGCUGGAUGCCUUCGAGUUCGAUGCACCUGCCCCCGUGGCAGUGGCAGUGGCCGCCGCAGUCCCAGUUGCACCCGAUGGGGCCAGGAGCAACGCUUUUAAUGGACCGCUUCAAGUGCAGCUUCCCCCGGAGAAAGGGGAGCAGCAGAUGAGCACCGUGAGGAAUCGGCCCACUGUCUCCGCCUCCUCGCUGCCCAAUCCUCUGGGCGGAGGCGGAGGAGGGGGACCCCUGGAUGUCAUCUCCAGCAUCAGCAACAAGAAGAUGCCGCAUCUGUUUGGCCAGGCGAGGGGCUUCUCCAAGCGCGGCGACUCCUCCUCCUCGGAGAUCGGCUCCAGCGUCAAUAUGCGGCGCCUGCAGGAGAGCGAUUCCCUCAGCGAAACGGAGGCUGCCCCGGAGCCACCGCCUCGUCCGGACUCGGCCCCCUGUUCUGGGCCACCGCCUCUGCCGCCCAAGAAACAGUUCAGCGACCUCGUGAUCCGGCCGAGUCCCGCUCCGCCGACUGCCGGUCGGUAUGAGUAUCUGAACAGCAGUUCCUCUUCGACGCGACGCACCCUCGCGCACUCUCUGCCGGACGCGCCGCCGAUUCCAUUGCCCUCGCGUCGCGUGGGACGCACGGAUGCCUGCUUUCCGGGUCCCGGCCGCCCAAGAAAGCCCCAUCAGACGGAGGAUGACUAUAUGAUGCCGCUCGGACCGCCGCCACCCCUGCUGCCGCCUCCGAAUCAGGCAUCAUCGGCAGCGGCAUCGUCCACGGCCAGGGCGCGUCCCCAGCGGCAGCAAUCGCUGGGAAGGCCGCAGGACAUUUACGAGAACAAGGCGGAGAUCCUGGCGCAGGCAGUAGCCCACGAGGGCCCGGCAGGCCCCGCUCUGGCUCCUGACAUCACGCUGACGCAGUUGCUCACUUUGGGCAUGGAUGAUCUGGCCGUGAAGCUGAAUGUUCCCGCCACAAAGCUGAGCACAAUGACCCUUGUGCAGCUGACGUCCUACCUGUCGGAGUACUUGUCGUCCAGCGAGAAGACCAGCCAAUCCCUGGCCGCCCCCGCGGCUCCGGCUCCUGUCGCCCCACCAGCAGCCACAGUCGCCGCCGCCGCCAGUGCCACAGCCUCCUCCUCUGCGGCGGUCUUCAAGGUGAGCUUCGAUCAGCAAACAUCCUUUGUGGCCUCCUUUGACGACACCUUCGGCGAGGACGAGGCAACGGCGCGAGUGGCCUCGCCGCCCAAGGAGGCGCCCAUUUUUGAGGCGAACUUUGCGAAUUUCAACGAGGCUCCGAUACCGGCGGCGGCUGCAGCGGUGGCUGUGCCCUCGGCGGAUCGCUAUGCGGUCUUUCGCGAGAUCAUCGACCAGGAGCUGCAACAGCAGCAGCAGGAAACGGAUCUCAUGGGGGAUCUCACGCCGCCGCCCGUCGACGAGCAGGAGGCGGCGCCAGAGGCGUCCUCCCUGGGCCUGGGCUUGGAGGCGCACACGGAGAUUCCGCUGAUCGAUUCCAUUGGCACGAGAACCGCGCCACCGUCUGCCCCGCCGCCGCCGCUGCCAAAGAUCGACACAAAAAUCACCGAAGUGGUGGCCCAGGCCAAGGAUCGCUACGCGGCCCUCAGGGACAUCAUUCUGGUGGAGAAUCUCUUCGACAAGCCGCAGCCGCCGGCGCAGGCGCAGGCCCCCAAGGCACCGCCGGAGAAGGAUCUGCUGCAGGACUUUCCCGAAUUCAGUGACGAAUUCAACGAGGACCAGGACCUGCGGCAGAUCAUGGACCUGCCACUCGCCGAGCAGCAGCAUCCGCAGGAUCGGCACGGCCUUGUGGACAGUCGCGGCUUCCCCGCAGAGCCCUCGUCCUCUGCCCUGACCGUGGACGACGAUGACGAGGACGAGGAUGCAGAUGCGGGGGGAGAGAGCAGCAUGGACAGCAACGAAAAGGACGGGGAGGAGCCGGUGAGCGGACAGGAUCAGUACGAGAAGCUGUCCACCUCCACACAGCAGCUGGAUGCAGUGGUUCCCGCUUCUCUUUUGGAGGAGGAAUCCUCCUCCGUGCCGCUGCCUCUCCGCUGUCCCAAGCAGGAUCACAAGUUCCUGUCUGUGCUGACGGCCCCCCCGGGAGGCGGCAGUGGCAGUGGCAGUGCGAAAGAUGACAUUGAAAUCGAUGAGCUGAUGCAUCGCGCCAUCUCCAAUCUGUCGCUGGACUCGCGGGAGCGCCUCUCUCCGGCCACCUCCUCGGCGGCACCCUCCAGAGGAGCGCAGAGUCUGGGCGUGCACACGCCCUCGCAGCAGCAGUUCAACGAUGUCAGCACUUCGCCCAUUCCGCUACAGAAAUCACAAUCGCCAGCUGCACUGCAGCCCUCGCCAGUGCCAUCGCAUCUGUCGGCCGUCUCUCAGCUGAUAGACACCGCCACCAAGCAGAUGAUGAGCGAACGAGAACGCGAGCGCGAUCGCGAUCGCGAAAGAGAGAAACAAUCGUGGGCCACCUUUGACUCCCCCAAGGCCACGGGCAAAGGCAAGGCACGCCUCACGCUGCCACCGCCGCCGCCGCCUGCCUCCAAUACCUCGCAGCAGGACACCGCAGAGUCGCCGUGCAGCUCGGAUCCCCGCGAUGACGGCUGGUCGAAGCAGCAGCGCCGUUGGGCCAAGAAGGAGCGCCACCAGACUUCGUCCUCGUCGAGGGAUCUGAGUCCUUGGGACGACGAGACGCCAGAGUAUCUGAAGAGACGGCAGCAAAUGCCACAUCCGCAGGUACAGCCGCAGACGGAUCGUCAUGGUUACUAUAUGAGGCAUGCCAGAAGAAUGAACUCCUGCGAUGAGGAUUACGACUACGAUGCAGAGCUGAUGGCCCGCAGGGAAAGAGAGCAGCUGCAGCAAAGGAAGUUCAAGCAUGGCCUCUCCCGCAGCAGGGAUAACUUUGAUCUGGAUUCCCCCAGUUGGUAUCACCAUCCCACACAUCACACCUGGUCGCCGCAGGAAAUCGAACAAGGAGUGCGAUCGAGUGGCCGAUCGUUUGAGCGCAGCGCCUACGAGCGCUCCAGCUAUGGGCCGCCCAUGUACGCGGACAAGCGGGGCGGACAGCAGCAGCAGCAGCAGCUGCGGAGCAAGUAUCGGGGGGAGCGAGAGCGAGACCGCGAUCGAGAGCGCGAGAGGGAGCGCGAGUACAGGGACUAUGCGCGUCCCAGCUACGACUUUGACUACGAGAACGUGUACGAGGAGCAGCGCGGUGGACGCUCGCCCAUGGCCUACAAGUCGAGUGGCCGCGGCGGAGGAGGAGGCGACUAUCUGUACGAGAGGGAGAGGGAGCGGGACAGGGACAGGGAUCGCAAGUCCUUCGAUCGCGAGAGCCUGGAGUCCUUCGAGAGCGCCACGCGGCGCAGACGUAGCUUUGGCAGCGGCAACGAUGUCUAUGGAAGCCUCGACAGCCGCGACGAGUAUCGCGGCGGCGUGGACCGAGAGCGCGACAGGGGCGAACGGGAUCGCGAGCAAAUGAAGACGCGUUCCCUGAGGAAGCCCACCACCACCUCGGGGAAGCUACGCAUCAGCGGGGACAUUGACUACGAACAGGAUUCGGAGCAGGAUUUCCAGCAGCGCGAGCGGGCAUCGGUGAGGAGUCUGCAGCGUCCCAGUCAGCUGGGAGCCGACGUGGUGCUGCCCAUCGGCGGAGGAGGAGGCGGCGGCGUUGGCGGUUCCCAGCGACUGCGCAAGAGCAGUGGCUCCAGUCCCUGGGAUGGCGAGGAACCUGCUUUGCCUGGCCAAAAGUCCUGGAAGCGUCCGGCAAGUGCUGCCGAGACAGAGCGACGUCUGGCGGAGAGUCGUCGGGCCGUGGCCUUGGGACAGACGCCCUCCGAUGGGGAAAAAGAGAGAAGAUUCCGCAAGAAAACUCGUGCACGCAGUGCCAAAGACUUGGCCUCUGUUGGCGGCCCUGGCCCUGGCUCUGGCUCCUCCUCGAUUGUGAAUCCCCCACCCCCUCGCUAUGUGGGCGGCAGUGGGCGUGGCAUUCGGGAUAACUACGAUUAUAUGAGCAGCCAUCAGCAGCAGCUGCAGAAGCAGAUGCAGCAGCGCAAAGAUGUGGAUGUGGACGACGACGAUGUGGCCGACGACGACGAUGAUGACGAUGAGGAUUAUGCGGAUGAUGAGCCGCCCACGGAUGAGGAUAAGUUCGAGCGAUUGAAUCGCAGGCGCCACGAGAUGCACCAGCGAAUGCUGGAGAGCGAGCGCCGUCAAAUGGAGCGACAUCCCACGCUGUCGAAGCUGCAGUCAACGCAGAAUCGUUCUCGCGGCGGCGGAGGAGCCGUAGCCCCCCCGGGGGUCAACAGUGACUAUGGCUUUGUGGAUAGCUACGAGCAGACGCCCACACCGACGCCCCGAUCGAAUGCCAGCAGCACGCCCGCCGGAUUGAUGAGCAGCGGCAUGCUGGGCAGCGGCGGGGAGUCCUCUGCAGGCGUUGGCGGUGGCAAGUUUAACUUUGACGAUGGCUUCGAAUCGGACUUCAACCAGAGCUCCCCACCGCCAGCGCCCGCUGGCACGGCCUCCAGCUGUAAUUCAACGCCCGCGGGCCCCAUCUCGGGUGGCAGCGUGGCCAGUGGCGGCUCCAAGUCUCUGUUUCGCUUCUCCAAUGACUUUUCGGAGAAGGGCGGCGAGAAGAGGGAGCACUUUGAGAUGGAUCCACCGGCGACCUCAACGCCACCCAUAACCCAAAAGCUGCGAUUCGAUGAUAAUGUCAAGAUCUCGCAGUUCGAUGAUGCUGCCUUCGAGGAUGAUUUUGCCAAGGCCUCGUUUGACUUUGAAAAGGAGCAGACGAGUGCAGGAGGAGGUGGCGCCACAGCAGCCGCUGGAGGAUCUGUUGCUUUGACCAGAAAACAAAAUAUGCGCACCACAAAGCUGCAACAGCGGCAGGAGCUCAUCAAGAAAUCGGAAUCUGUUAAUAUAUUUGCCAAAAAGCAAGAGGAUCCCUUCGAGGAUGAUGAGUUCUUCAAGUCACCCGACCAGGACCAGCAGAAGGACAAUGAUGGAGAGGCCGCAGCCACUGCGAACAAUAAAUUCCAAUGGAACGAGAAUGAGAACUUUGCGAAAUUCGAUGAAAAUAUGUGA
Molecule: messenger RNA, 7171 nt
Organism: Drosophila persimilis
Lineage: Eukaryota; Metazoa; Arthropoda; Insecta; Diptera; Drosophilidae
Product: protein disabled
Exons: 8
Coding region: 647-7171 (2174 amino acids)
Source: RefSeq, a predicted model, not a curated record